This is a messenger RNA of Neoarius graeffei (lesser salmon catfish), 2359 nucleotides long. RefSeq names its product zinc transporter ZIP9. The coding region runs from base 172 to 1092 and encodes 306 amino acids. Gene Ontology annotation, biological process: zinc ion transport; transmembrane transport. The record is from RefSeq and is a predicted model, not a curated record. The transcript has 7 exons. Gene Ontology annotation, molecular function: metal ion transmembrane transporter activity. Lineage: Eukaryota; Metazoa; Chordata; Actinopteri; Siluriformes; Ariidae. Gene Ontology annotation, cellular component: membrane.
CUUAAAACUGCGACGUGGAAAGUUUGAAAUUGCGUUACGUGACAUCACGAGGGCCUUUAGUCCACGUUUGGAACGUGUGUGUGUGUGUGUGUGUGUGUGAAGAGUAAGACACUUGACUAUAAUUAAAGGUGAGUGCACUGAAGUAGAGGAGAGAGAGAAGAGCUGAAAGCAAUGGACGGAGCGGUGGCUGUUAUUUUAAUCUCUGUGGCGAUGUUUGUGGGAUGUUUUCUGCUCGGACUCAUUCCAUUAAUAGUCAAGUUUUCCCAGCAGAAGCAGCAGUUUAUUACCGUGCUGGGGGCGGGGCUUCUAUGUGGCACCGCCCUCGCGAUUAUUAUUCCAGAAGGGGUGGAGCUACUGGAGGGGUCAUCCAGAGAUUCCCUUUGCUCGGUCGUAACAGCUAGACUGAAUACCUCCGAUGCAAUUUCUACUCUCAAGCCUUCCACAGAGAAAGGAUUGCGUCCACAUGUCUUCAUUGGAGCAUCACUGGUUCUGGGGUUCACGUUGAUGUUUGUAGUUGAUCAGAUUGCUGAUUACUGCUCUGCACACGUCUCGCGUGCGAGUGUAUACAAUGGCAGCACCACAGCGACUCUGGGUCUCCUCAUUCAUGCAGCAGCUGAUGGUAUGGCUCUAGGUGCCGCUGUUGCAUCAUCUCAAGUGUCAGUUCAGGUCAUUGUCUUCUUUGCUGUGAUUCUGCACAAGGCUCCAGCUGCGUUUGGUCUCGUCUCGUUCCUCAUGCACGCAGGUUUGGAGAGCAGCACAAUUCGGAAGCAUUUGUUGGCUUUUUCAUGUGCAGCGCCUCUGACGGCAAUCAGCACCUACUUCAUCCUGAUUGCGACGGGUGGAUCGUCAGAGCACCGCCUCAGUGCCACAGGAAUUGGCAUGCUGGUGUCAGCUGGAACGUUCCUUUAUGUGGCUACGGUGCAUGUGCUACCUGAGAUUAACAGCAGAGGACAGCAGCGAUCUGGUCACAUCCACCAACAUGCGGGAACGGGACAGUACCAUCACGCAGGACUUGGGUUAAUGGAAAGCAUCACUCUGGUCAUUGGAGCUGGACUUCCUGUGCUCUUAGCCCUCGGCCUACCUGACGAAUGAAGGACUGUUACAUUGCCAAAGGUUCUCUGUGAGAUUGAAUGUAUUUUAAAUGCAUUUUGGAUCGAUGAUGCUCAAUGAGCAUGACUGACUAGUUAUGAUUCACCGGCAUGAUCAAUCCCUAAACCCAGCGGUACUGAGUUUUUAUAUAUCAGGUGUACUAGUCCUGUUUCAUUUCACUAUUAAGGUCAUUUGCAAUGUUGUCCAGGAAAACAGAAGCAAUAAACACUUUUUUUUUUUUUUUUGUGACACAGUCCUGCAUAUUUUGCAGGAUUUAUUUAUUUCACAAAAGCGCCUACUUGUGGCCAUCUGCUGAUCUCUGUUGCACAGUGCUAUGCAAAAGUGCGAUGAAAAUUUCAAGAUGAUUUCUGCUUAUUUAAUGAAAUUAACAAAGAAUGAAGACAUACAGUAUGCAGUAGAACAAGUGAAAACAUGUAGCUUGGAUCCAAAUGCAACGAUGAGUUUGUACUUGGUGAAAAACCGAAACAGCGUAACCAUAAGAGAAUGGCAUCCUGUACAGUGUACACUAUUUCAGCAAUAUUCAAGAAAUAAUAUUCUAGUUUUGCGCAGCUUGGAUGGUAUUAAUAUAAAUUGCAUGUUUAGAGGAAGCCAUAGCCUAAUGGUUAGCGAAGCAGCUUUGGGACCAAAAGGUUGCCAGUUCGAUUCCCUGGACCACUAGGAAUGGCUGAAGUGCCCUUGAGCAAGGCACCGAAUCCCCAAAUGCUCCCCAGGCUGCUCUGGAUAUGUUGUACGUCGCUCUGGAUAAGAGUGUCUGCUAAAUGCCAUUCAUGUAAAAUCUAAUGUAAUGAUACUACAUUAUGUUCUUUAUGUAAAAAAAAAAUACAUUCUGUGUAAUUCUGGAUGGGACAACUGGGGGCAAUCCAUGUACCAGCAGUAACGUUGGAGGAAAACCAAGGAAACCCACCUGGACACGGGAAGAACAUGGGAAACUCUGCACAGACUCGAUUCCCUGGAGCUGUUAGGCAGCACCAUGUAAACAUUCAAAGCACAAACUUUCCUCCGCCUUGGCACUGGUGUCUCGAAUUCUUCCCUAGCUGCGAUUUUCACAUCAAGUUAUUGUCCUGUCCGCGGUAAGUAACAAAUGAUUUUGAAGGAAAUAAGAAUAGGUCACAAAAGCUGCAGUUUAUAUUUAAUACAUGACUCAAGUGUAUGGAAUACAGAAGUGUUCAGAAUGCUGUUCUGUACAUCAUGUACACCACAUAACAAACAAGUAGCUCAGACAACCCAUAAAGAUUUUCUUGAAGUUCCA